Molecule: messenger RNA, 1497 nt
Organism: Eutrema salsugineum
Lineage: Eukaryota; Viridiplantae; Streptophyta; Magnoliopsida; Brassicales; Brassicaceae
Product: probable cinnamyl alcohol dehydrogenase 1
Exons: 7
Coding region: 168-1238 (356 amino acids)
Molecular function (GO): zinc ion binding; oxidoreductase activity, acting on the CH-OH group of donors, NAD or NADP as acceptor
Source: RefSeq, a predicted model, not a curated record
CAAAAAAAAAAAGAAAGGAAAAAUACAUUGCUCUGUUUUGGAUACGAUCAGAACAAAUUAGUCACCGACAAUUUCUCUUUUUGUUGUUGGAAGGUAGCGAAGUAGAAGACGCCAUUCGUGAGCCGUGAGAUUCCUCUUAUUCGGUAAUUGAGGAAGUGAAAUCGUCGAUGAGUUCUUCGGAGAGUGGGGGAGACGAGUGCCUGUGUUGGGCUGCAAGAGAUCCAUCUGGUCUUCUUUCUCCUCAUUCACUCACUCGCAGGUCUGUUACGAGCGACGAUGUUUCACUCAAUAUCACGCACUGUGGAGUGUGUUACGCUGAUGUUAUAUGGACAAGGAACAAACAUGGAGACUCUAAGUACCCUUUGAUUCCUGGGCAUGAGAUUGCUGGAAUAGUGAAUAAGGUUGGGUCUAAUGUUCAUCGAUUCAAAGUUGGAGACCAUGUUGGUGUUGGAACGUAUGUUAACUCCUGCAGGGAGUGUGAAUAUUGUGACCAAGGACAAGAAAUCAGUUGUGUGAAAGGUCAAGUUUUCACUUUCAAUGGCAUUGAUUAUGAUGGCUCUGUUACAAAAGGAGGCUACUCCAGCCACAUUGUUGUUCAUGAGAGGUACUGCUACAAGAUACCUGUGGACUAUCCUCUGGAAUCAGCUGCACCAUUGCUCUGUGCUGGAAUCACGGUUUAUGCGCCUAUGAUGCGUCACAGUAUGAACCAACCUGGUAAAUCUCUAGGGGUGAUCGGGCUUGGUGGGCUUGGCCACAUGGCGGUUAAGUUUGGCAAGGCUUUUGGACUUAAUGUGACGGUUUUUAGCACCAGCAUCUCCAAGAAAGAGGAAGCUUUGAACCUUCUUGGAGCUGACAAUUUCGUUAUCUCGUCUGACCAUGACCAGAUGAAGGGACUAGAGAAAUCUCUAGACUUUAUCAUUGACACAGCAUCUGGUGAUCACCCGUUUGAUCCUUACAUGUCGCUCUUGAAGAUCGCUGGAACUUAUGUCCUGGUUGGUUUCCCAAGGGAAAUAAAAAUCAGUCCAGUCAAUCUUAAUCUUGGUAUGAGAAUGCUCGCGGGAAGCGUAACCGGGGGUACAAAAACGACUCAGGAAAUGAUAGAUUUUUGUGCUGCUCACAAGAUUUAUCCAACUAUAGAAGUGAUUCCCAUUCAAAAGAUUAACGAGGCUCUUGAAAGGGUGGUGAACAAGGACAUCAAGUACCGUUUCGUGAUUGAUAUCAAGAAUUCUCUCAAAUAGAGAACAUAGAUGCCUAAUAAAAAAAAUUCUGAGUUGUCUGAGAAGAGAGGAUUUAGAGAAUUCUUGGUCUCAUUUAGAGGUAACUCUUUAAAGUUUAUAAAGAAGAUAUCCAAAAACUCAUAUCUUUGGCAGUAGAAACAGACAGGUACAAUUGAUAUUGAGGUGAUUAUGCAAUAGAAUAAAUACCCACUGCUGCAAUUCGUAUUUUUCUUCUUUGUAUUUUUUGAUUCAUUAGUAAAGCAAAUAAAUGGAGAUUAUU